Seminavis robusta is the source of this 1205-nucleotide messenger RNA. The record is from the annotation of a GenBank genome assembly. Lineage: Eukaryota; Bacillariophyta; Bacillariophyceae; Naviculales; Naviculaceae.
CGAAGAAAAAUUUUAGGAGGGGAAUGGGAACAACCGUGAACAGCCGAUGCCUGAAGUAAGUGUUCUUUUUGAAGCGCUCGAAGUAAUCUAUCGCUCUCCAAAAAAGGUUGACUCUCCUUGUCCAAAAUCCCUUCAGUUCUACAAGAGUGCGAAAGUAGUGCAAUAGCUCGUCUAGGUCUGCUCCUUAGAGACAAAGCACCAUGGAUACUGUUACUGUGGAAUCCUCCAACAAUGUAGCAUUAAAUUCCAGUACCCCACCUCUUCUAACGACGAAGAAAGCAGAAGAAAUCACCGUACGCAUGAUCGACAACAACAACAACCAGAGCAAUCACCAACUGGCGACGAUCCACGACAAAAUCCUCAUUCUCAAGGUCCCUGCUGGUCCAGAGGAACCUCCCAAGAAGCGACCAGCUAGCGAAGCAUCCUCUUCUCUUCCUACCAAAAAGGCCCGCUUUGUGCUGGUAGCUCCCAUUGGACCGGCUGGUGCCCAACGAACGGUCCACUUUGAGCUUGAAGCCGACGGAGUCAAGACUCGUGUCCGCGUCUUUAACCGGGUCGAAGCGUCCGAGACUCCCGAUUGUUGGUGGUCUCCUUCCGAAAUGGGCGAAAUCCAGGCUCGAGAGAAAUCGGCUGUUUCCGUCAUGUCGUUUUGCUGUGAACAUUACACCUCCCAAGUCUUGAGCGUCCUCAAGGAAGCGCACAACACCAUCAAGGGAAUGGAUUCGGAUUCUACCGUAGCCUCACCCGAGUCUGUGUGGGUCGCAAACAGUCCGGCCAGGGGAUUGGAACGAGAUAUCGUACAAGGAUUCAAGCAACGCAAACGAAAAGUCAUUCGAAAAGUGUUGGAAUCUCAACGUGUGUUACAACAAGGACGGCAUUGUGAAACGGGAGAAGCGCCUCCUCUCGAAGUCCAGAGCAAUAUUUUGAGCACUCAAUACCGACGUUGGUCCUAUCCAAUGACUCGGUUUGCUCAAGUGUUAGCUGAGGGAGAUGCUCAAGUGGUGGUCGAUAAUAACAAUGGCGGCGCUGGAAGCACUGAUCCUGCGGGCCUUCCUCCCUUGGAAGCAUUUUGAGCUUGUACUAUUGUUCCCUCUCUGCGGGGCUUAUUUGCAGUUGUUUGGGCUGGCGGGCAUCAUCGUUGCGCGUUCGUUACGUACAUAUUUCCCUCUGUAAACUAAAAUUAUACACCGCACGUCUUUCUUUAC